UUCUAAGCACUGCGAGUUGUUCAUCUCUCGAAAAACCUGGAAUGAACUUUUCCCAUACCUUGACACCCUCGCCAAGCAAACGCAGUUAGGAUCGUCUUCCACACCCACUCCCAGCGCCAUGGAAAUCGAUUCCGCUGAAAAACACAAGGCUCUGAUCUUGUCACUAAUCGGGCUGUGCCCGUCCAGGGACUCUCUCGAUGAAGACAGCAAGAAUGCCAGCGAAGACCCUGUCUUCGACCCUGAACUGGUCAUCGCUCACUGCUUCAAGCAGUUCAAGCAGGAGAACUUCUGCCUGCCCAAGAGCCGCCGGCGGAUCAUCAUCUUGCCUCCGAAGAAGGGCCAGAUGCCCGUCCCUCCCAUGCUCCAGCCCCAGGCUGCCCCACAGCCCACCCCCACAUUCAAAGCCCUGGAAGUGGAGGAUUCCCAAGAACCGCGGGAAGACAUGAGGACCUGGAUGAGCCAGAGGCUGAAGCUUCGGCAGAACCUGGAAUCAUUUGGCGACGCAAAGAAGUGGCUGCAGAACAAGGCCAGCCUGACACCUUCUGAGGCCAAGGUUCUAAACAGGCUCCGCAGGAAGCAGCAGGUCCCGCUGGAGAAGCCCCUGACCGUCAUCCCUUUCACCAAGGCGACCAAGAAGAAAAGUACCCGAUUACUCCACCGAUCCGUCCCCCAGCUCCAGCUGCCCCAGCCCCCAGCCCUGUUCGCCUUCUACUCCUAUGUGCGCAGCCGCAAGGUCAAGAUCAUGGAGCUAUUUCACAAGGUGGUGCGGGCUGAGAAUCAGAUCUCCAGGGAGGAGUUCUUUCUGGCUCUGAAGACGUUUGGAGUCCCUCUGAAAUACCAGGAGGUGGAGGACGUUGUGAUCUAUCUUAGCUCCCUGGGGAAGAAAAACACCAUCACGGCAGAUGUCCUGGAAAGCACCUACAAGAAGUGGUAUCUGGAUGAACAGAAAAGCACCCUGCCAGCUACAAAACGGAAUUAUAGAUCUGCCAAGGUCAAAGCUUUAUGCAGUUCACCCAAGAAGCAGGUUGAUGUAGCCCCGGAGCCUCCCAAGAUGGACCUGCUGACCGUGCCUGUGGUCAACGUGGAGAAAGAGUCUCGGCCACUGACCCUGGAGGAGAUGGAGGAUGUUGGCAAGCGGUACCGGGAGAGGAAGCGGCGGCUCAAGAUGCCCCAGCCCAACAUCGACUACUCGGAGCAGUGCCGCGUGGUGCGCAGCGGCGUCAAGCAGGUGGACGACCACUGCCUGCCGAGCACCAUGAGCGGGGAGAUGGGGGAGCUCAUCAACAUCGCCCGCCGGGACACCUUCCUGGUCUACCUGCAGUGCUGGAGGCUCUGUGAGUCCUACGGCCUCCCGCUGACGGAGGACAUCCUGAUGAAAGCGCUGCUCUACCCCGGAGACAAGAUCAUCCUCCAGCAGGAUGAGGUGCGCCCCAUCCGCCAGCCAGGAGGCUACUAUUUGGACUCCAAGAAGAUCAGCCGCCUGAAAGUGGCCCAGCCCAGGCUGCCGCCCCUCGAGGAAGACGCUAAGAAGCUGGACCAGAGAUCACCAAGGAAAUUCAAGAAGAUACAAUUUAAGGAGUUUGAGGAAUUUGUCAGGAAGAUGCAGAUGAAGAGGCUGGAUGCUACACAGCAAACUCACCCCAAUUUCUUCUGGCCGGGUCACCUCCUGGACAAGUUGCGGCUCUACCUGCCCACUGUGACUACGGAUCGGAGCCUGGCCCUCUUCAGCUGUGUGCAUCGUCAGCCCCCCAUCUAUUCCUACCACUCCAACCACUGGUGGCCCAUUAGGAACAAGAACUACCUGACCUACGCCUAUUACGACGCCUGCAAGGUGUAUCACAUCAACUAGAACGGCCCUGGUGGUGUUGGACCCAGCCAUCCUGGCCCUGGGGCCAGUAUUGCUGGCAACCCAGAGUCAUAAACAUGGACCAGAGAACCAGACACAAGAAAACACUUCAGUGGCGUGGCCUGGGGCCAGCUCUCUCCAGACCAACAGAGUCUCAGAGGGCAGAUGUAAAAUUUUUUAGUGUUUCCCUCUCCUGACGUUGGCCCUUUUGAAAUAAACCAGGUGGGAGUUACGAUUUCACUGAUCACCCAGCUGAUGUGAUUUCUUGAACAGGA
Messenger RNA from Talpa occidentalis (Iberian mole), 2121 nucleotides. It is a transcript of the gene EFCAB12, whose product is annotated as EF-hand calcium binding domain 12. NCBI's taxonomy places the organism in Eukaryota, Metazoa, Chordata, Mammalia, Eulipotyphla, Talpidae. The transcript has 9 exons. Bases 119 to 1849 code for a protein of 576 amino acids. The record is from RefSeq and is a predicted model, not a curated record.